AUGGAUAUCACCAGCUAUGUGGUGCAGGGCCGGGACCAAGCCCUGCUCUACGGCGACUACUCCACCUAUCACGGCCAACUGGCCAAACGCCUCCUGAGCUCUCGCAAGAAGCUGGGCAUCGUCACCAAGAACCGUGGCAAGUUUCAGAGCAAGGAAGAGAUUGGGGCUGAGCAGGUUUCUUCCAAUAUUCACUAUGUCUACCUGCUUCUCCUGACAAGCGAGCGGGCCUGGGCACAGGCAAUGAGCUUCAAGGCCUCAAAAUCGGCUGCGCAAAAGGACAUCACUGGCCGGACCAAAUCGCACAUCGUCUCCCGACUCAACAAGGCUUCCCGUACUUCGCAGCGUCUCGUUGAGCUUCUUUCGGAUUCGGCAUCUGGCGCCUCGGCCAACGAUAUUCUCGAGGCGAAAUCAUACGCUGCCCUGAUCCGCGGCGCCAUGCUUUUCGAGAAGCACGACUGGGAGCUUUGCCUUCAGAGUUAUGCUGUUUCCCGUGUCAUCUACAGUGCGCUUGCAAGCGCUGGUAAAGGCGACCUCUUCAAGGAUCUCUUGUCCGAGACCAUCGACCCUUCUAUCCGAUACGCCGCCUACCGGCUGAAGACACCACGGACAACCCCCAUUCCAACCAUUGCCAAAAAUUCAUUCCCCCGAUCAGACGAUGCCCUUGUCAAGGAAAUCAAUCGUCUCGACCCAAGCAUACUGGCUGAAGGCAACGACGCAACCAGGCUGGGAAAUGCUGCAGAGAACGCACCUACGACCAUCACCUGGCGCUCGCGACAAGUUCAAAUUGAAGACGCUCAGAUAUCAUUGGCAUGGGCCUCUGUUGAAACUGCGAAAGCCACCCUCACCCGAAACUUGACGCAAUCGCAAGACAAGCAGCCUUAUGAAAUUGCAGCCCAGUACGACGAAAUUCUUAUGGCAACACAGGACGUCGUCGACGCUACGAAGCAAGCCAUUGACGAACUCAAGGCAGAGGGCGUACCCCAGAGCGACCCGCGUAUGCAGCGACUGCAAAUCACCCGCACUGCCGUCAACUACGAAAUGAUCAGUUGGAGGAUCGGUCGCAACAGAGUUCUGACCGGCCACGACGACGGCGGACCCGAGGAUUACAACGCCUUCCGAAGAAGAAAAGUCAAGAUCCCUCAAGACACCGAAGCCACCAAACAAAGGAGACAGAGAGAGCUUCCGCCCAGCAAGAAGCUUGCCAAACUGAAGGAGAAAGUCGCCCUGUACGAUGGUACGCUACAAAACGUCCAGUCGAUCAAGGAGCUUCCCGGUGUGGCCGCCGACGAGGCGCUCGCGACCAGGCUCAACGGCUACGAAAAGUACUUUGGAGCGCUCAAAUGUCUCUCCAUUGCCCGAUCCCACGCCAUCACCGACGCCGCCGCCAACGCCCUUGCCCUCAUCAACCACGCCAACUCACUCAUUCAAGAAGCUUCCUGCAACCUACCUCGAGGAGACGACGAUAUCAAUCAGCAGCAAACCGCCCCAUUGAGCAUCGACGUAACUGCCAACGCCGUCUCCUUCCUCUCCAGUCUCCUCAACGGCGAGCUCCAACGCUACAGGGCCAUUGUCCACAUGCACAAUCUCCGCAACGCCGAGCGCGAAGCCGCCGAGGGCGACUUCGACUCUCCUCUCAUCUCCAAGCUGCACAUCUACCCCCGACGCGUAAACCUACGCAAAAUAGUAGAGUUUCCACCCAAGAUGGAACUCAUGCCCAUGAAGCCAAUCUUCCUCGACGUUGCCUGGAACUACAUCGAAUACCCGGGUAAGACACGUGCGUCAACAACAGCGCCUGGAACAAGCAGUGCUGCAAAGGAGGAACAGCCCAAGAAGAAGGGCUGGUUCGGCUUUGGACGGUAG
Metarhizium album ARSEF 1941 is the source of this 1860-nucleotide messenger RNA. Its product is annotated as Signal recognition particle 68 kDa protein. NCBI's taxonomy places the organism in Eukaryota, Fungi, Ascomycota, Sordariomycetes, Hypocreales, Clavicipitaceae. Gene Ontology annotation, molecular function: signal recognition particle binding; 7S RNA binding; endoplasmic reticulum signal sequence receptor activity. The transcript is spliced from 3 exons. Gene Ontology annotation, biological process: SRP-dependent cotranslational protein targeting to membrane. Gene Ontology annotation, cellular component: signal recognition particle, endoplasmic reticulum targeting. The record is from RefSeq and is a predicted model, not a curated record. Bases 1 to 1860 code for a protein of 619 amino acids.